Messenger RNA from Diachasma alloeum, 412 nucleotides. Its product is annotated as F-box/LRR-repeat protein 20. Lineage: Eukaryota; Metazoa; Arthropoda; Insecta; Hymenoptera; Braconidae. The record is from RefSeq and is a predicted model, not a curated record. Gene Ontology annotation, molecular function: protein binding.
UGGCAAAUUUGUGGUUUUAAACAGGCAUUUGGGGGGGGGGGGGCUUAUGACCAACUCGAUCCACAACAAAUCUAAAAAAAUCUUAAAAAACGUAGAAUAAUUUUUUUUCAACGUCCCCUGUUUUCUUGACAUCUGUGCGGGUUCCAAACCCGUUAAUAAGUACAAAAUAACGCGACGCAAAAGGAUGAUACACUCGGGACGUACAAGGCUCGAGUUGACGUGGGUAUUUCAUGACGAUGAGGCACAAAUCAACAAAAAACUGCCAAAAGAAUUGUUGCUCAGGAUUUUGUCGUAUUUGGACGUUGUAUCACUAUGCCGUUGUGCCCAGGUGAGCAAAGCGUGGAAUGUAUUGGCUCUCGAUGGAUCGAAUUGGCAGAGGAUCGAUUUAUUCGAUUUUCAAAGAGACGUAGAG